AUCACUGCAAGAAAUCGUCCCGUCGGCGGAAAAGAUACGGCUCAGACGAACUUAAGCGGCGCCGCAAACCUUGCUCAAUGAAGCCCCUGGACCGCCACCAAACCUGGUCGCGGGCGUCCGCCCUUUGGUCACUGUUGACUAAGCAGGAUCUGAGCAAGGCUAUGCAUUCGUCUGUCUGCCCGUGCCUCUCCUCGGGCCAGGUCUGAUCGUCUAUAUACAAAAUGCUAGGGAACAGGAAGACCUCUCCUGGGUCCUGCCAUGCAGUAGGGCCUCCUGGCACUAAUCGAUUUCAGGCAAUGCCUGGAACGUUGGUGGAACGAGAUCUGUCUCAUGCGCAACAGUCACUCACGCGCAUAUUCUGCGGCGUUCACAAACGCCGGGUUAUCCUUGCCCAUCGAUGAAAGCCAGGGGCCGCGAGAUUGGCGAUAUGAACGAGACAACGGCUACGAGGUUUGAUUCUUUUGCGUCAUCGGCGAUAAUGCACCCAAUGUAUCAACAAAUUUGCACUCUGCAAUUACCUCCGCGAUUGGCUUCCCUGGUAUGCGAGCGGCUUACCAAUCGAACGCCGGGAAAGGAGAAGGUUGUAGUUGAAGGUCGGGACUGAGAAAAAGCCCACAACUACCAAGUAUUGGUGUCGUGGAGGGGUGACUUAAUCCUAUUCUUUCUAUCUUGAACUCGCCGUCGGUCCAACUGACAAUAGUCGUGUGAGCCGGGGGGAGACCCUUUAAGAAGAUGGUUGGAUGAAACAUCAAUAAUUCCCGAAACUUCGCGGAUUCGACCUCUAAAUGAGGGACUUGUCGAUGUGCAGUCCACCCAAUCAGUACAGUUCCUGAAUCGAUGGACGAGCAAUACGAAUGCCUCACGGACAGCUCCGCCACAAAAGGACGAUCUUAUUUCAUUCAUUCUGCCCACCAUCUUGGUCGUCGAGAGUACGAAAAUGCUCGACACCGGGGACGGAUUGCUCAGUCAGGGAGAGUCACCAUAUUUCAGAGCCACCCCGGCACGCAGUUUCCAGUUUUAUUGAUGGCCCUUACUCCGCCCCAACCGCCACAGUGUAUCGCAGGUCCAUCUUGACAACCAACCGUCCACCCUGCACCCGUAUGGCGCUCGAAUGGAAGUACGAGACCUUGUCUCCCAAUCCUAUUACAGUCUUUAUCUUUGCCCCUCGCCCGGCGCUCUUUGACUUAGUUCGAGAGGUGAUAUCUUCGAACGGCGCACGGCCACUUUGGUCAGGGUUCCCCUUGGGGCCACGCGUCGCUCCUACAUCCGGAGUUCGAUUUUCCUUGUUUUCUUGCUCGGCCUGCUCCUCGGUAUCGCAUGACUGUGGUUGAUGGUCAAACGUGAACUGGCUUGGCUUUGGUGGGAUUUGCAUAUUGGGUGAAUCUGCCGCCAAAAUUGACCCUGGCGAUGAUUUCAGAAGGGCGGACCUAGGAGAGCUUAACGAUAUCUCCAAACUUCGGGGAGGGCAUCAUGACUCUUACAGGGGCGAUUGAAUAUCGUCAAACGAGCAUAGCCCUUGAUCAGGAAAUCCACCUUCGCGACUCGCCGACAAUUGAUGUUCGACCUGGCUUGAAGAUGACAUCUCGAAGAAAAGACUCUUGACGCACUGGCCAAGAAGGAGAAGGAGAAGGAGAAGAGACGCAGUAGUCUUGGUGGCAACCAGGACUGCGUCGGGAUUCUAGCAGGUAUUUAUGUCCCCACGAAGUCUGCAGUGAUGUAACGCUAUCACCGAUUUGCCUCUCUCCAAGUGACUCAUUCUGCAAGUGCUCUUCCGAUAGUGGGCACUAUACGCCUCG
Molecule: messenger RNA, 1796 nt
Organism: Cladophialophora immunda
Lineage: Eukaryota; Fungi; Ascomycota; Eurotiomycetes; Chaetothyriales; Herpotrichiellaceae
Exons: 3
Coding region: 855-1331 (158 amino acids)
Source: RefSeq, a predicted model, not a curated record